AGACAGUUCUUAUUUCCUCAACUGAAUGUACGCCAACAUAUACAGUGCCAUAGAAUCUAAACAUUGUUCAAUCGUAAUGAAAAUGUUGGAGGAUUCAGGAGAAACGACACGGCUCUGCCUUCGUGAAAACCCACGCCCUCCUAACCCGAAUUCAACGCGAAUGAAGAAUCUGACAGCAUGGUGGCGCACAGGAUUGCAUGACAGUAUGCACAGCAACUGACUGAGUGAUCAAAUCACGGCCAAUUCGCGCCUUUCGAAGAUGACGGGAAAGGGGCCACACAUAUAAGCAGUAAGCUGAAGCAUUGUCUGUCGGUACAACUUACGACUGCGACUUGCGACUCCAUGUGUGCACGACUUGUCUCUGUCGCCCUUCUCGCGGGUUUUCUCCCAGCAUCUCUCUGCUACCAAACCAAUGAUUCCCUCCCGACAACCCUCCUGCAUCAAUUCCCCAACGGUACCUGGGUUGAAAACCUCGCUGUGCGAUCCAAUGGGCAACUGGUGACGACCGUUGCGUCCUCGCCCGAUAUUUACCAAGUCGACCCCACGAAAUCCUGUGCCCCCUUUCUCAUCCAUCACUUCGCGAAUGUUACUGGCACCGUGGGGAUCACGGAAACGGCGCCAGACAUUUUCCAGGUUGCUGUUGGUAAUUUCUCGCUCGCAACAUUUCUUGGGACAAGUGGCUCUUUCUCUAUCUUUGAAGUCAAUCUGACAUCCUUUCCAACCUGUCCCGAUCCUCAAUCCACGUACGAGGUUCCGAUUGUUCGCGUAGCUGACGUGCCCGGGGCGAAAUUCCUCGAUGGCUUGACGACCCUGCCACAAGUGAAGAAUCGCAUCUUGUCUACGGAUCUCAACUUGGGCGUGGUGUGGCAGAUCAAUGUCGAGAAUGGCAACUCAUCGAUCAGCGUCGACGAUGCGCUCAUGAAACCUGGGGCCGUGAAUGGUGUUAUCGGUGCAGAUGGCAUCAAGAUCCGCACUGGUGUUCUUUUCUUCACGAACCCUGGCCAAAACAUCAUUGGCAAGGUUCCCAUCAACGCAUUCGGGCAUGCAGUGGGAAAUGCGUCUGUCGUGGUCCCAAUUGGAGGGGACGACUUCACCAUCGAUCAGAGAGGUCAGCUCUUCAGUGUUGGAGGAUCCGGGAACUUGAGUGAAGUUUUUGUGCAGAAGCAUCGCGAUGCGAACUUGACGAAUUUGCCUGGUCCAACUGCCUGCCAGUUUGGAAGGGGAGUGCGUGAUCAAGGUUGUUUGUAUGUGACCACUUCUGGAGGGGAUGGUGAAUACGGAAAGGUGCCUGUGCCCGUCGGCGGAGCUGUCUAUAGUGUUGAUGUAUUUCAAAACGGGAGUUGUGAGAAGUUUUAGAUAUAGAAGAAAAUGGAACAAAAAUUGAUGUUUGCCGCUAUAGUUUCGAG
Messenger RNA from Mollisia scopiformis, 1406 nucleotides. RefSeq lists its product as uncharacterized. The coding region runs from base 343 to 1356 and encodes 337 amino acids. Lineage: Eukaryota; Fungi; Ascomycota; Leotiomycetes; Helotiales; Mollisiaceae. The transcript has a single exon. The record is from RefSeq and is a predicted model, not a curated record.